AUUUAUAAACAGCUGAUCCGCGAACAGACAUAGUCCCGGCGCGUAAAGCCGAAUCAAUGUCCGAUGACAAAAAGAUCGCGCGCAAGUUGGCAGAUGCCAGACGUCUAGAAAUAGAUUGUAGUGUUUACCGCGGCAGUUAGAUUUUUGUGUUUUCGCGCAUUCGAACCGUAAAAAGCCUUUGGAUACAACAGGUAGUGCCGCCGAAUGUUCUAACGCUUUGAAUGCUGCAAAAUCAUAACCGCAGAAACAUGACAAAAACUACCGAAGAAGCCGGAUACGAUCUCGUCCAGGCUUUACUCAAGUUUCAUGAUGGCACUCAUGGUGCACGAGAACGCAUGGUUCAUAAACCUGGUUGGAAAAUGCUUUUUAUGAUGCUGAAAUAUUUAAACUGCUAUCCGGAAUUAAAUUCAAUGCCGUAUCAGUUGACACCAAUUGUACUGCACGUGCCACCCGAAUAUCGUCAAAUCAUCCUGAAGAAUCCUAUGACCAUUAGAAGACGUUAUGUAGAAUUAUUGCCUAUCAAAUAUGGUUAUCGAGAAUUUUGGAAGACUCAUAUAAACCGUUCGAGGGCGUUGCCUUAUCAAUAUUUAUUGUGGGAAGGUGGUUUCGUACUGAUUGUAUUUUGUUUUUACGCAAUUGGCGAUAAUGUCAUACGUGUAGUGAAUAUCACAAUACAUUUUUCAAAGAAUGACGUACAGCCCGAGCCUUUGUGCUAUCAAGAUAAGCUUAUGCUGGAAGAGUGUUACCCAUUAGAUACAUUCAAUCCCGGAUUUGCGUUACCCAAACCAGUAUCAAUCAACACAAACAGGUGGACAAUUUUGCGGGAGUUGAAAGAAUCUAGUGACAAAAAAGGCAACGAACUAUUCUUGCUAUCGCUAUCGCCUCUAAUGGACGAAUUAUCUGAUCAAAUUCUAACGGAUACAAGACGCAAAAUGUUACAACUAUUGGAAGAUGCUAUGAGCUGGAGAACAAAUUUUGAUCAUUAGAAUGCCGCUCCAAUCGUGUACUGUAAUUAAAUUUAAAAAUGUACAUGAAAACAUAUUUAUUAGUUUUUUCACUUAUUUGUAAUUAUAUUAGGUACCCAUAUACUACUUAUACCAUUAGUACCUACUACCUAUGACUAUAAGUUUUUAUUUAUAUUUAUAAAAUGUUCCCAUUAUAUUUGAUUGCUUAUU
Messenger RNA from Melanaphis sacchari, 1175 nucleotides. RefSeq lists its product as uncharacterized. Bases 222 to 986 code for a protein of 254 amino acids. Lineage: Eukaryota; Metazoa; Arthropoda; Insecta; Hemiptera; Aphididae. Gene Ontology annotation, molecular function: DNA binding. The record is from RefSeq and is a predicted model, not a curated record. The transcript is spliced from 6 exons.